AUCAAUCUCGGUGAUUUCCUCGGCAAUGGGAUCAUAUAUGCGAGAACGCUCCUGGGGGUUCUGCACUCGGGGCUCUCGUCGGUCCAGAUCUGAAACCAUAUAUGGCCUCAAGGCUUUGUCCCGAAGAGACCGUUUCUCGCAGGCAAUCUGUUCCCAGUUCCCGGCAUUAUCCAUGGCGAUAGACUGUCCUUAGAGUAUGACUCGGAUUCAGAAGCCGGGGAGAUACAAUAGCACAGAAUAUAUAGAUGCAUUAUUAGCUAUAUUACUCACGGCGAAUAGGAAACUCGGAUGGGUGAUUGCUUUUGUUGCAUCUAUCGCCGCUGCUGUACAGGCAAACUAUCCCAGCUUUCAGUGGUGGGCCGUUGCCUACACGUUGUGCUGCAAUGUCGGUGUGAUCGUGGUAUUUAUCACUGACACUGGCCUCACGUACGGAGUAGCAGUCGUGGGGUACCUUGCUGCCGAUCUUGUUAUGAACUCAAUAUCCGCAAAUUCGAUGUUCAAUGGAAGCACUCAAACCAGCACUUCCGGUACAACAAAUCAAACUAAGAAUAUCCCCGCGUUCCAAGCCGCAGGUGCUGGUUUUAUUCUUCUGUGCAUGGUUAACAUUGUGUGGAUUUUCUACUUUGGAGCGACUCCCCAGGCGAAGCACCGCGGAUUUAUCGACUCAUUCGCGCUUAACAAAGAGCAGCACCACGGCUCGUACGGAGCCAACCGACCAAUGUCGUCUGCCUUUGGUGCUCGGCCCGAGACUACUGCAAGCCGCCCAACCCCUCAGAUGUACACAUCCGCACAGCUCAGCGGCUUCGAGACCUCGUCACCUGUUUCAGGAUACCACGGCGGGGCCCCUGGCGAGACGCGCAGCCCCUCGCAGGCCCGAUUUACCGGUCUGGCUCCGCCUAAUGCCAGCAACCCUGACACCGUUGGAGAGGUUCCUGCACCAACGGAAUACCCAUACAAGGCCAAGGCCAUCUACAAGUACGAUGCCAACCCAGAAGACGCCAACGAGAUUGGCUUCGACAAGGGCGAGGAGCUGGAGGUGUCAGAUGUCAGCGGCCGAUGGUGGCAGGCCAGGAAAGCCAACGGGGAUACGGGCAUUGCUCCAUCCAACUAUCUGAUUCUGCUAUGA
Molecule: messenger RNA, 1126 nt
Organism: Aspergillus versicolor CBS 583.65
Lineage: Eukaryota; Fungi; Ascomycota; Eurotiomycetes; Eurotiales; Aspergillaceae
Gene: sho1
Product: osmosensor SHO1
Exons: 4
Coding region: 197-1126 (309 amino acids)
Molecular function (GO): protein binding
Source: RefSeq, a predicted model, not a curated record